Acanthamoeba castellanii str. Neff is the source of this 1227-nucleotide messenger RNA. Its product is annotated as elongation factor 1-gamma family protein. Lineage: Eukaryota; Discosea; Longamoebia; Acanthamoebidae. The transcript is spliced from 5 exons. The coding region runs from base 1 to 1227 and encodes 408 amino acids. The record is from RefSeq and is a predicted model, not a curated record. Gene Ontology annotation, molecular function: translation elongation factor activity; glutathione transferase activity. Gene Ontology annotation, biological process: translational elongation.
AUGUCUCACAAGAUCUUCUCGUACCCCAACAACCACCGCGUGUGGAAGGCCCAGAUCGCCGGAAACUUCACUGGUCUCCAGAUCGAGGCCCCUGCCUUCCAGAUCGGAGUCGAUAACAAGACUCCCGAGUUCGCGGCCAAGUUCCCUCUCCAGAAGGUUCCCGCCCUCGAGACCCCUGAGGGUCCUCUCUUCGAGAGCAACGCCAUUGCCCGCUAUGCGGCCAGGUAUGGUGGUAGCUCCAAGAUCUACGGUUCCAGCCCUUAUGAGGCCUCGCUGAUCGAUCAGUGGAUCGACUUCUCGGCCAACGAGAUCGAGCUGCCCGCCUCCGCCUGGUUGUACCCGAUCUUCGAGAUUGUGCCCUUCAAUGCCGAGGCCACCGAGCGCGCCAAGGCCGACAUCAAGAAGGCCCUUGAGCUGCUCAACAAGCACCUCACCUACAGGACCUAUCUCGUUGGCGAGCGCGUCUCCCUCGCUGACAUCGUUGUGUCGAUGGCUCUCUACCGCCUUUACACCAUGGUGUUGGACAUCACCUUCCGCAAGAACUACGGCAACGUGAACAGGUGGUUCCUGACGUGCGUCAACCAGCCCCAGUUCAGGACCGUGCUGGGCGAGACCAAGCUGGCUGAGAAGAUGGCUGUGGCCAAGGGUGCCACCGCUGCCCCCGCCAAGAAGGCCGAGGCCGCUCCCGCCAAGAAGGCCGAGACCGCUGCCGGCGGUGAGGAGGAGGAAGGCGCUGCCAAGCCCAAGGCCAAGAGCAAGCUGGACCUCCUCCCGCCCACCAAGCUCGACCUCGACGAGUGGAAGAGGACCUACUCGAACAACGACAUCCUCAAGGUCGCCAUGCCCUGGUUCUGGGAGCACUUCGACGCCGAGGGCUGGUCGCUCUGGCUGUCGGACUACAAGUACAACGACGAGCUCACCAAGAUGUUCAUGACCAGCAACCUGGUCGGCGGCUUCCUCCAGCGCAUGGACAAGCUCCGCAAGUACGGCUUCGGCUCUCUUCUCAUCUUCGGUGAGGAGCCCAAGCUCCAGAUUGGCGGCCUCUGGCUCUUCCGCGGCACCGAGCUCCCCGAGGAGCUUUGGGAGAACCCCGACGCUGAGCACCACACCUGGACCAAGGUUGACCACGCCGACCCGGCCCAGCGCAAGCUCGUCGAGACCUACUGGUCGUGGGAGGGCGACUUCGGCGACAGGAAGUUCCAGGAUAACGGCAAGAUCUUCAAGUAA